Molecule: messenger RNA, 1227 nt
Organism: Penicillium taxi
Lineage: Eukaryota; Fungi; Ascomycota; Eurotiomycetes; Eurotiales; Aspergillaceae
Exons: 2
Coding region: 1-1227 (408 amino acids)
Cellular component (GO): mitochondrion
Source: RefSeq, a predicted model, not a curated record
AUGGCGACAAGGCUUUCAAAGUUGAUACCGUCAGCAGACGCUCCUCCUACCAAACCAUGGCGAAAAAGCUACCUCCGCCGGCGCUCGGCGCUCACUCACCAUAAACAAACACAUCAUCGGUCAACUGCCCGCCAAACGUAUACUCGCCAGGAACAAAGUAUUUUCGCAGAUCUUAUUGCCCAGAUAGGCCCUAAGAAAGAUGAGGAGGGUGUGACUCCGGCGGAAAUAGAAACAGUGGUUCCGUCCGCUGCAAAGAGCGAUAUCUCUGAGCUUUUGGAUUAUUUCAAAUUUCUAAAUAAGGAGGAAAACCCUCUAGGGCAAGGAUCCAGGGACGGUCUUAUCCAAGAAGAAAAGAGACUGAGUCCUUUAAAACCAGCCAAGCGUGACGCGAAAUCAACCGUCGACCAGCUCUACAAAAUCAGACUCAGCGACCUCGAGCCCAUCAAAGAAGCGGAUGGUCAAUUUGAUCGAUAUCUCUCUGUCAGGGAAGCUAUAGAUUACGUCGUCGACCGUGAAGGAAGCAAAAUCGAAGCCGAGCUUUUCGAAGCCCUCAAUUCCGGGAAAGGAGACCAAGGGAUUUGGGAGUUGUGCAAUGAAAGGAUUUUCUCCAUGAUGAAGCAGCUGGAGUCGACAGAGACAACAACAAUUAAACCCACAUCAGUACCCACAUCAGCACUCACAUCAAUCUCUGUCUCCGGCACCGCUAACGAUGCGUCCGACGGAUCACAAGAAUCCAACCAACCCUCGUCAUCUCCAACUCUGAACAUCCCAGACAUACUCCCAGUAAACCAUGUGAUUUCACGAUUAUACCCAAUGGUCUGCCUGACAGCAUUCCGCAUUCUAGGUGCUCACUUCCCAGGCUCACCACUAAUCGGCCAAUUCCAAUCCUCCCUGAAAGCACAAGGCCGUUUCUCAGCAGUCUUCGGAACAUGCAAGGCUCUCUAUGAUGAGCAAAUUGCUUAUUAUUGGCAUGUCUGUCAAGACCUUCCGGCUCUGGUCGCUUUACUGCAUGAUAUGGAGCUCGUUGGCCAGGACCCCAGCAAUCGUGUCCAGGGCCUCCUGAGGGAAAUCGUGCAGCAGCAUAAUAUCGAAGUUACUAAGGGAAGUAGUCCCUUCUGGGAUCUACCUACGAACAAAAAGGCUUAUGAGGAUCUUGUUCGACCUGGUGGCUUGCUGGAUAAAAUCCGCUUGUAUAGCAAAGACAAGCGAGUCGUCAAUUUCGUCUAA